AUGAACAUCCUAGCUUGGAACGUCCAUGGGCUGGCGGCUCCUCCAGCGCAGCAUGAGUUCUUACGAAUUCUUAGGUCUACGAAGGCCACUAUUGCUUUUGCAAUUGACACUAAGCUUAACACGGAACAACUUCAGAAGUUCCAAUUCAAACUCCCAGACAAAUGCCUAAUCUCCAACAUCCAUAUCUCAGGACCUUGGGCGCGCAUCAUUGCUCUAUGGGACCCAUUGAAAGUGACACUCCAAAACUGUGCGCCUAUUAUUUGUAUGGGAGAUUUCAAUGCAGUGUUAAACAGCCACGAGAAAACUGGAAGGGCUCCCGCUCUUCAAGCUUGUCUAGCCUUCCCUGAUUUUGUUUCUCAGUCAGCUCUAACUGAAGUGUCAUGCCCAGAUGCAAAAUUCACCUGGACCAAUAACUGGAGGGGACAUGAGAACGUCAAGUCCAAGAUUGACGGAUGCUUUGUAUCCAAGGAGUGGGUGGAUGAUACAGAGUUGAUGGUGCUCCUGGAAGUGCACCCAAGGUCCAUAUCUGAUCACAAUCCAAUUUUGCUUUGCAUAUCAAAGCGCAGGUUGACAACUUGGGGUCGUACUCCUUUUCGGCAUUUUCAGUAUUGGCAGGACAUGGCUGGGUAUAGGGACCAAGUUAUGUUAGCUUGGACAGAGGAUACAAGGGGUUGUGCGAUGAUUAAUCUUAUUCAGAAAUUGGAGACCACUAUGGACAAACUGAAGAUUUGGUGCAAGGGUGGGGCCAAUGACUUACCCCACCAAAUUGUGGAAUUAAAAUCCAAGAUUAAACUCCUUCAGUCCCUAAGUGAAAGUGGACACCUUGAGGCGAUAGAUGAGGAAUGCAAUCUUAAGCGUGGAAUCGCCAAUGGGAGAAGAUGGAGGAACAAAAUCGCUUCCAUCUCCCAUGAUGGAUGGCUCCUUACUGAGAUGCCUGAUAUUUUUACAACUUGCACGGAUUAUUUUCCUGGUCUGCUAGGGACUUCUCAUGGCACCGGGAACCUAUCGUACUCUCUCGCUCCUGGUCCCAUUGUGUCGACAGAGGAGAAUGCUGACUUGCUAAAACCUUUAACUGCAGUCGAAAUCCAGUGGGCAGUAAUGGAUGCCGAUAGGGAUUCCGCCCCUGGCCCAGAUGGGUUUGGCAAUAGUUUCUUUCAGAGGAAUUGGGAUACUGUGCAGAAAGCAGUAGCAGGGGCGAUUCGUGGUUUCUUUGACUCCGAAAGAUUGGUGAAGUCUAUUAAUAAGACCCACAUUAUUCUUUUGCCCAAGGAGCAAGGCGCUAUGCAGGUGGACAAACUUCAGCCCAUCUCUCUCUGCACUAGCACAAUGAAAUUCAUCACGAGGAUUAUGGUCCAGCGUAUGAGGCCUAUACUUAACAAGAAUAUAUCCAAGAACCAAAGCACCUUUCUAUCGGGAAGAUGCAUUCAAAACAGUUUCCUUCUAAGCCAAGAAAUUGUCCACAUUUUGCAAAAUAGCAAGAAACAAGCAGCCUAUGUUAAGAUAGACUUAAGCAAGGCUUAUGACAGAGUCAACUGGGGCUUCUUGAAGGCUGCCCUUUGCCAUCUUGGGUUUCAAGAUCUAUGGAUACAGAAAGUUAUGACUAUCGUUACUUUAGUUAGAUCAGCUCUACUUAUCAACGGCAAAGAAGGAACGUGGAUCCAAGCGUACAUUAAUAGCAAUCAAAUAAAAAUUCCGUCCAUGGGGGCUGGUCCCACUUCCCCCUUCUCCAUGUUAUAUGCAGAGGAUAUCAUCUUCUUCAUUGAUGGGAGAUUACAGAAUCUGCGCCGCUUGAAAGUGUGUUUGGACGAAUUCUUCUCAUGCUCUGGCCUGGUUAUGAACAUUGCUAAAAGUUCAGUCCUCUCCUUCAAUAUGAACAGCCAGGAGCUCUCCUAG
Messenger RNA from Nymphaea colorata (pocket water lily), 1893 nucleotides. RefSeq lists its product as uncharacterized. NCBI's taxonomy places the organism in Eukaryota, Viridiplantae, Streptophyta, Magnoliopsida, Nymphaeales, Nymphaeaceae. The transcript is spliced from 4 exons. The record is from RefSeq and is a predicted model, not a curated record. The coding region runs from base 1 to 1893 and encodes 630 amino acids.